AUGUUUGUGGACAUUGUGGUCUGCUUUGUUGGCACUGCUGCAGGGGUGGAUAGCAAUCUCCAUGAAGAAGCUGACUUAGUUGUUGAACGUGGAAAACCGGUAAAUGACCAUAACACCCCUGAUCUAACUUUUCUGGACAUUGUUGUCCCUGGCGUGCCUGAAUUUGAUCGGAAACUUGGUGCACCUGCAAAAAGGAUGGCUCCAUUGGUGACCCUGCAGAAGAAGGUGUAUAUGUCAAUACUAAGAAGAGAGCUUCCUAAGCUUCUAGCAUUGUCUUCUGGAACUUUUAGCCAUCAAUCCUUGGAGAAGAUUGUAAUACAACUACGUAAAGCAAGUAGUCAUCCUCACCUCUUUGCUGGUAUAGAGCCAGAACCAUAUGAAGACGGUGAACACUUGGUUCAGGCAAGUGGCAAACUGGUAGUCUUAGACCAGCUACUUCAGAAGCUACAUAUAUCUGGACACCGUGUUCUUCUGUUUGCACAGAUGACACAUACACUUGAUGUCUUACAGGACUAUAUGGAGUUGAGAAAAUACCCUUAUGAUCGGCUUGAUGGAUCCAUCAGAGCUGAAGAGUGGUUUGCUGCAAUACGGAGUUUUACCCGAAAGUCCGGAAUUGGAAAUUCCAAUUCCGAAGCUGAUUCCGACUCUGCAUUUGUCUUCAUGAUUUCCAGCAGAGCAGGGGGUGAUGGGAUGAAUCUUGUAGCUGCUGAUACUAUCCGUGAUGAAGGCACAAAAUGGUCAUUUCCUGUUCAAAUUGAGAAGGAAGACACCAUAUUUCUUGUUUUGAAGGAGGAAGAUGGCACUCCAGAAAUUUGAAGGACUGGAGUUCGAGGUUAUGAAGAGGGAUCACGUUUCAUUGUUGUACUCCGUCGUGGACCAAGAUAUGGCCCCAUUAGG
Lactuca saligna is the source of this 897-nucleotide messenger RNA. The record is from the annotation of a GenBank genome assembly. Lineage: Eukaryota; Viridiplantae; Streptophyta; Magnoliopsida; Asterales; Asteraceae.